AUGGCUAAGAAGGUCGACCCUCAGUCGGCUAUUAAGAAGCAGCAACUUGGGGCGAAGAAUUUGAAGGCCAUGGGCAUCGAGCUAAUUAAGGUGAACACUGCUAAUGGCACUCAGCCUCACCCUGCUCGUCCCGGCCUCGUCAAAGGCAAGAAAAACCCCGAACCCGACCCGCCCGCCCGGUUCUCGACAUCACUUAGCAUUGGACAACCAGCACCUCAGCUACCCGUCAAGUUCGCUACGUCUUUGCAGUAUAGGCCAGUCCCAAUUGACAGCGGCAUUCCGGCGGCAUUCCAGAACAGCCUGUCUUCGGGCACAACUCCACAGCCUGCGAGAUCAUCGGAGCAGAGCUCUGCGCCGCAGCCUCCCCCAGCCUUCGCGACUCAGGCUCUGCGCCGCCGCUCAGCGGGAGCAGGUACCGUACGCAGACCUUCUCGUCUGAGUCAAACUGUCGUGCUGUCGUCCGAGCCUUCAGCGGAGGCGAACGACGACGACGACGAUGACGACGAAGAGAGCGGUGAUGCUGAGGAUGACGAAGACAACGAUGUCUUCGCACCAUAG
Molecule: messenger RNA, 558 nt
Organism: Zymoseptoria tritici IPO323
Lineage: Eukaryota; Fungi; Ascomycota; Dothideomycetes; Mycosphaerellales; Mycosphaerellaceae
Exons: 1
Coding region: 1-558 (185 amino acids)
Source: RefSeq, a predicted model, not a curated record